Messenger RNA from Branchiostoma floridae (Florida lancelet), 4311 nucleotides. RefSeq names its product fanconi-associated nuclease 1-like. Gene Ontology annotation, cellular component: nucleus. The transcript is spliced from 16 exons. Gene Ontology annotation, biological process: interstrand cross-link repair. The coding region runs from base 145 to 3237 and encodes 1030 amino acids. The record is from RefSeq and is a predicted model, not a curated record. Gene Ontology annotation, molecular function: 5'-3' exonuclease activity; flap-structured DNA binding; 5'-flap endonuclease activity. Lineage: Eukaryota; Metazoa; Chordata; Leptocardii; Amphioxiformes; Branchiostomatidae.
AUCGAUGUUGUUUUACUAAUUUGGGAUAAUUCAAAACAUCCCCUAUUUUCAUUGGUAUAUUCCGCGGUCAGAGUUCAAUAAACGGCGGGAUGGGUCGUGACAAGUAUAUUGGUAUCACUUUCAACUAAGGACUAAGUAACCAACAUGUCAGAAGAUGGGCAGGCCCCAAGGAAGCGAUUGUCCCUCAAGUCAAGAAAAGCCAACAAGAAGGCAAAACUGGAUGAUACAGAUAAGAAGACAAUGUCACACAGGCCUUCAAGUUCAACAUCAAGUAGCAGCAGUAACUCCAUCAUGUCUGCAUUUGCUAGACAGAAAGUUCCAACCUUUGCCUCCUGUCCAGUUUGUAACAAGCGCCUUCCAAUAUCUUGGAUGAAUAGUCACCUUGACAAUGGCUGCCUACAAAGUGUAGAUUCUGAAAACGUCUGCAAGCAAAUGGUGCCGCAGGGUAAUGCUACGAACCCUGCUACAAAAUAUGUAGAUGCUGUAUUUAAAAAUGAUAAGGUUAAUGACUGUGACAUAUUUGAGGAUGAUAUGCAAGUUGAAAGUUUGGCAUCUCCCUCCAGGCCUAGUGAAGAAAAUGUCUGCAAAUCAGCAACCAAGAGGAAACACCAGCCAAUGGGAUCCACCAGCCCUUACUUCAAGAAGACCACGCCUCCCCCAAGGCCAAGCAUAGAUGGAGAAAAAUUAGCAUCUAUGAGUAAGAAGAUUUCAAAGCUUUCAAGGAAACUUAAAGCUGAUAGACCAGCCCAAAGCAGAUAUAAGAAUAAAAGAACCAAACCUGUUGAAAAGGAAGAAAUGACAAAUGUUGAUCAACAUCAGGAGACCCAAGAAUCACAUACAUGUACCAAUUCUGUUUCAGUACUAAAAAAAAGCGUCAAGACAACAAAUACAAGAGACUGCAAAGUUGUAUCAUUACCAAAUAUGGGUGCCAACUUUUUGUACUUAGAUGUCAAAGAGCUGCUUCCAAAUUUUGAUGAUGUAAUUGCCCAGGAAUUGGCCUUAUUUCAAAUGUCACAAACAAGCAAUGCAGAUGAAAGAGAUAUCAAUGCUGGUUUGCCAAGUGACAAUAUUGUCAAAGAAGAUGUGCUACCAGAUGUCACUUCUGAACUUUCAAGAGAAGGUGGUGCAACAAGUCAUUUGCAUGAAGACAUGUCAUCAAUGGACAGUUCAAGUUUUGAUGACUUCAAAAGUCAGUCGUCUGUGCCUUCCAGUCAGUCCCAGGGAUUUGUGGAAGAUACUAUUGACUCCAGUAAAGGAGAGUCAGUAGAUGACUCUGGCCGAGAAGACAAACCAAGAAUACCGUAUUAUCUACAGAAUUUCAACACAAUUCUGACCAGUGUGUUGGCCAAUGAGAAUGACAAAAGCUUGUUUAAUGAGGAGGACAUGAAGUGUAUAGAGGCUUUCAAUGGACUGGAGGAGGCUGCACAGAAGUUGUAUGUCCGCCUGUUCCAGAGAAAGUUGACCUGGCAUAGACAGGGGAAACUGCAGUAUCCAGAGAUCGCUGAGGACCUCAGCCCUGUGUGCAAUAUGUUGGUCAAGGAAGGUUUCUUACAAAAUGAACGUGAUUUGACAGAUGUGACAGAAGUGCUGCAGCAUCUUUCUGCUCCUGACCUGAAGACUUUAGCCAAGUCCCUCCAUAUCCCCACCACCUCCCUCCCCAGGGCACAGUUGGUACAGUCCAUCCUCAACCAUGGCAAGGUACAAAGGACUAUAUUUGGAGAUGGGUCAGCCAUGAUACUCAAAAGAGCCAGGAAGCUACUCGGUGGCUGUGUAAGGUUGACAAAAGACCCACGGGCAGUGUUCACCCGAGUGCUUCUCCUGUUUAACCUGUCCAGCUCUGCAGAGGAGGAGGAGAAGGGCAGCGGGGGUCAACAGCAGCUACAAACCAUUCUAAUGGUGAAGAUGGGGAAGGUGACAUACCCUGACAUUCCUAUCAACCGACCAACCAAGAUCUUCCACAGCAGGGAGGAUUUACUAAGGUAUGAGCAAGCCAUGCAGUUUGAAAAUGACAUCAUGGUUGCUAUGGAGACCAACAAGUUCCACCUGGCCCACCAGCUGCACCUGUCUGCUGCUGAAGUUUUCUCCUCCAUUCAGCAAGAACCAGAGAUAGCAAGGUAUGAUGCUAGCCUUCCUUCCUUUCUGCGAUGCUUCACAGCAUCCUGGGUCUACACCGGCAUCCUGUCCCGAGGGGUGGAAGUUUACGAGAAGUUACGUCAGUACAGGGAGGCAGUAGACCUCCUGAACAGUCUGCUGUCCGACAAUCUGUACUGCUCAGACUCCCAUGGGAGGUGGUACGAUCGCUUGGCUUUGAAUUUGGAGAGUCACUUGAAGCAACCUGAAGAAGCUCUACAGGCCAUCCUAAGAGGACUUGCUGACCCCCAGGUGAGGUCAGGGCACCGACUAGCCCUAAUGAUCAGGGCACAUCGCCUGUGUGACUCCAACAACAACCCAAAGCUCAGGGCAAGGAAGGCAGAUGUACCUCCAAUUCCUCUCAGAGAUCUCCCCAAGGUAACCAUCACAGGGAGAGUUUACCCAGUAAACCAGCCAGGCUACAAGAACGUGUUCAUCACUACAGACUCCUACACAGAGGACAGCCAGGACGUCACUAUCUGUUCUGUAGAGGAGCUCUCACUGGCACACUACAGGGGGCAAGGUUAUGAGGAAGGUAUCCAUGGAGAAGGCAGUACCUACUGGACUCUGUGUCUGCUGCUCCUGUGGGAUGUAGUGUUCAUGGAGGGAGUGGCUGAUGUCUUCAGGAGUCCUUACCAGUCCUGCCCUCUUGACAGAUAUGCGGACAGUUUCUACACCAGCCGGAAGGCAGCCAUAGACAGCAGGCUGGAGGAGAUCAGACAGGCUGACACUCAGACUUUGCAGGACUGGGUGAGUUCCAGCUGGAGCAGUCAUGAUGGCCAGGCUUGUGCUGGGCUCAACUGGGACAGGUUCACUUCAGUGGAACAUGCACAGGGCCUGGUAGCAUGUAUGGGUGGACAGUUCCUGGCAGGAGUGUGUGCCCGGUUACUGAGAGAUGCUCGACACUGCAGGAGUGGGCUGCCAGACCUGACUGUGUGGAGCACUGUGUCCAGAAAGUUUAAGGUAGUGGAGGUAAAAGGGCCAGGCGACAGGCUGUCUCAGAAGCAAAUGCUGUGGUUAGAUUACUUCCUGUCUCUGGGAGCCCAGGCCGAAGUGUGUCAUGUUGUGGCAACAGGAGCCAAGAAGCUGCAGAAGUCAUCUACUUAAACAGUCAGCACUCAAGAAGCAAAGCCAUAGACAUCUGUCCUUUGGGAUCAUAGAAAUUAUUACAUGUGAAAGGUGUUUGAAUUGAAAUCAUAUGUUUGUGUUUUGGGGGACACUGUAGCACAAGUUUAAAAGCCUUGCAGUGAUGUGAAUACAAAUUGUAAAACAAGAAUAUAUUUGAAUGGAAAUGUGGUAUUACAUAGUUACUAUGAUAUAGUUUUCUUCUUUCAAGUCCAACAUAAUUCAAAUUAAAAGCAGUACACACAAGUCAGUCAAGAUCCUUGAAAGAACCAUUUCUUCAUGUCACAAAAUUAUUUUACAUCAAAAGGUAGAGCUGUUUCCAUUGCAGUCAUUUUUUUGGAGUAGAUGUUGAUAAUUUCAUGUCAUGAAGUUUGGAUUUUUGGUCACCAUACAAAUACGUUACCACAGCUUUACAUGCGUGAUAAUGUUUGAAAUGCUUUCCUGUUUCAGUCUGUAAUUGCAAUAAAUACAGUCAUGAUGGAAAUGAUUACUGUGAAUGAAUGAUUACAGUGUUUUACUGGACCUGUCAGGGUAACAGUUCAACAACGAUUGCUGUGGUAUUUAUGUAUGAGGCAAAAUGUGCUGUCAACAGAUAAGAUUUUGUUCCAGCAGCAUCAGCCUGUCUCAGGAGCCACAGCCUAGGGCUGCCUUGCUUACUCAGCAGAGGGAAGGAACUCAAUUGUCAUUCUGGGCAAUAGAUUAUGAAUAUGUGCAAGGUAGUACAGAUGGGAGAGUGCAGGAAGGGAGUACUGUACUGUGUGGGGAGUACUACACUGUGGGGGGAGACAGAAUGGUUGCUGACUGUACUUUGCAACUAAUUAUGAUUACAUUGAUUGGGGACUCCUGCGGAGCUGACAAACAGUUGAUUACUUAUGUUCCACGGCUAAUGUUGCCUGCCAUUAGAGGAUUGAGUAACACGAAUGAAAAUGGGUGACUCUGCUCAUCAAAAGCAAGGUUAUUACACGCCAUUUUCACUGGAGGUUGUGAUCUGUGAGUUACCAAAUAUUUGGCAGAUUGUGCAAUGAAUUUCAUAGAUAAAGAAGAAAUCAUGUCAAU